Molecule: messenger RNA, 1220 nt
Organism: Manis pentadactyla (Chinese pangolin)
Lineage: Eukaryota; Metazoa; Chordata; Mammalia; Pholidota; Manidae
Gene: CHCHD1
Product: coiled-coil-helix-coiled-coil-helix domain containing 1
Exons: 3
Coding region: 780-1154 (124 amino acids)
Biological process (GO): mitochondrial translation
Cellular component (GO): mitochondrion; mitochondrial ribosome; nucleoplasm
Molecular function (GO): RNA binding
Source: RefSeq, a predicted model, not a curated record
AACAGAAACAUUUUUGGCGCUCAUUUGUAAAUACCUUGAGAAUCCGUGGCACAUCCUUGGACAGUUUUGUAAACAACUACAAGUAACUUAGAACCACGUCUGAUGAAGCAUCACAACAGAAGGGACAAGUCUAUAAACAGGAAUGAUACCAAGUAUCUUCACAGGACUGGCGAGACAAUUAAAUAAGACGAUGAAAGCAAAAGUGCCUAAACUUCACCCUACCCAGUGAGAUCCUUAAAAAUGAGCAAACGAUAUCCAAGAGUAUCAGCUGUUUAAAUGAGGCAAAUUUUUCUUUGCGGCUUCAGAGUGGUUCAAAAGGUAGCCAAAACCAACAGUCUUUGAAAGCUUUCUAAAAAGUAACAAAAAUCUUUCCAAACCUAGUAUCUUAAAAGUCACAGUUUUACUCGCUCCCAUCCUCUGCCUUUACCUAUGUCAGUCACCUAGCCCGGCCCGCUACCACGUUAGGAAAGUUCAUCUAUCGGGGCCCUUUCCUGGGCGUUCCCGGCCCAGCACUGCCCCGAGCUUUCAGGGCUCGGAGUCCACAAAGGAGCGGCCUAGGUCGGCGUACGAACCCCAAAGAUUCUCCUCCGAAACUGCACGCGGAUCGGGGUGGCCAGUGUUCAAACUCAAUACCUGGGCGACCAGGCCAGGAAGAGAAUGAAGGGCAAACAGGCGCGAGCCAAGCUCUCGUCUAGCAGCGCGCCGAAUCUUGUCGAGCUCGUAAGGGUCACGCAGGGUCACGCACUGCGCUGCAGAGCCUGCCGGGAGCUCGGUGCGCAAUGGCGACGCCCUCUCUGCGGGGUCGCUUGGCGCGGCUUGGAAACCCACGGAAACCUAUACUGAAGCCAAACAAACCCCUUAUCUUAGCUAACCGUGUCGGGGAACGACGCCGGGAGAAAGGCGAGGCAACCUGUAUCACUGAGAUGUCGGUGAUGAUGGCUUGCUGGAAGCAGAAUGAAUUCCGCGACGAGGCAUGCAGAAAAGAGAUCCAGGACUUUUUCGAUUGUGCUUCGAGGGCUGAGGUGACGAAAGACUCCUCGGGUGCCCUCAUGGGAGGAGAAUGGGAACGAAGGGAUACACGCAGCCCGAAAGAUGAGAUCAAUCCAGGAGAACCUGGGAGAGUCUGGGCGUUUGCCCCCCAAGAAAUUGAAUAAAUUAUUACAGAGGUUUCCUAACAAACCUCAUGUCAGCUGAAGAUGGAGAAGCAUUUUCAGUGACUG